Harpegnathos saltator (Jerdon's jumping ant) is the source of this 1506-nucleotide messenger RNA. RefSeq lists its product as uncharacterized. Lineage: Eukaryota; Metazoa; Arthropoda; Insecta; Hymenoptera; Formicidae. Gene Ontology annotation, cellular component: transcription regulator complex; nucleus. The coding region runs from base 1 to 834 and encodes 277 amino acids. The transcript is spliced from 6 exons. The record is from RefSeq and is a predicted model, not a curated record. Gene Ontology annotation, biological process: regulation of transcription by RNA polymerase II.
AUGUUGUGGUACUGUGAUGUAGAUAACAAUAUAUCUGCAGGAGAGCAAAAUAGCUUUAUAUCAGAUGAUACAAGUGAUAAUAUAUCAGAUAUUAAUUUCUUGAAUAAAAAUGAGUAUUUAGAAUUAUUAAUCGCGGAAGUAUUCCAAAGAGAAGCUUUAUGGAACUCAUUAUUACCAUAUAAAUGUAGAGAUCCAUUGGAAGUAAAAGCAUUAUGGUCUGAAAUAGAUAUCUAUUUAAGUACAUGUCCUGGAACAAGUCAAAGCAAAUGGAAAAAUUUAAGGGAUCGUUUUGUUAAAAAACAUGCUUUACAAUCCAGUUAUGUUCCCAGUGGCAGUGCAGCAGUAAAAAAGAAAAGCAGUUGGCCAUUUUAUGAAAAUCUACUUUUUUUAGCAUCAACAAUAACUUAUAGGAAGACAAAAAGCAAUAUUGAAAAUGUGAAUCCGCAAACAAAUGUGCAACAGAAGAAAGAGUUCCAUUGUUCUAUUAAUAAUAAUAAGAAGAAAGAUGAUAUUUUGCAACAGUCGCUGCCAAAACAAAAUACAUCUAACUCAAAUACUCUAGAUGAAGAAGCUGAAUUCCAUUCGCCUACAGCUGCAAAACGUAUAAAAAAAUCAAAAACAGAAUAUGCCGACAUUCGUAUAGAAGAAGCCAUUUUAAAAGAAUUGCAACAAACAAGAAAUGAACCUGUUCCAAGAAAUGAACCUACUCACAUAAAACCAGAUAAAAUUGAAAGUUUUACGAAAUAUCUCGAAGCAUGCCUCCGAAACAUGAUGCCGGAUGAUUCGAAACGCAUAAUUAUGAAAAUAUCUAAGAUACUUUUCGAAGAUGUAUAACAUGUUCCUUAACAUCUUUGUUUAUUAUUUCCUUUUCAAUAUGUUAAUAUUUUAAGUUUUUUUUUAUUUUAUUUUGUUUUACGUACAUAUGUACUGUGAUAUAGAUAUAUCUGCAAUCUUUGGUCUUGCCAAGAAACCUGACCUUCAUUAACAAAAUAAUCAGUAAAAGUAUGUCUAAUUUAAUUAGCAAGUCGUGUAUAGUUAUUACUUGCACCAUUGUUAAACCCAUUAUUUGCACUAUUAUCAAAGUAAGUUGAAUUUGUGUUUCUCCAAUCUCCUUCGAUUAUUUCUCCAUUAAUAGAUACUCUAUCGACAUAAUGUGUUCCACAGUAAAAUGAAGUAUUCAUCAAAAGAUUAUGCAAACAAACCGUUACUUUCACUAUCGUAUCAGUUGUUUCAAGACUAGUAUUUAUAGGUUUCUGGAAAAUACGACUUGCUAAUCGAAUUUUAAAUACAAUGAUAAUAUCGACUAGCUAAUAUUCCAAAUGCAUUUUCCACGUCAUUUCGAGCCUUGCUUAAUCUAUAAUUAAGUUUUCGUUGAUUUUCAUCCAAAUUUUUGGAUGGAUAUGGACGCAUAGUAAAUGUAUUUAACUGAAAUGCUUCGUCAGCUACAAAUAUAUAUUUUUAUAUUUUAGUACUAGAUCUAAUAAAUUGGCUAAUGAUAAAUUAUUA